ACAUGCCUAAAACUCAUGCAUGCAUAUAAGACAUAUAGCGACAAUUAUAGAUGAUAUAUAGAUAUUGGGUGCAAACUUGAAAUUAGAAUUUCAAAUCACCACGACGGUCCUUUGUUAUAUAAAACUCUGUACAUUUCGUCUUUUCAGUAUGCAUACAUACAUAAAUAUACAUACAUACAUACAUAAAUAUACAUACAUAUAUAUAUAUAUAUAUAUAUAUAUAUAAAAUAUGCUGCAGCCUACCAUAUUAAAUUGCAAUUGCAUUUUCUCCCACGAAUUCCAAACUACUCAGGCAGACAAAGCGACAAGCACAGGCAUGAAUUAUUAUUCCACCAUGAGUAGGCUUAACACUACUUGUGGUUACCUGAUGGCAGAGGAAAGUUUGGUGGAUGAGUGACCCUCCAGGAAUCUGCAUCAAAGGUUCAAUCAGCUGCAGUCUGCAGGUGGUCCAUCCACUAAUUAAACAUAAAAAUACAAAAAUACAAAAAAAAAAAAAAGUGAAAAAAUGAGCUGUAAGGCGAAGCUUCAAAACCUUCCAUCUGUAAAUGAAGUCUGAACGAAUACAACCACUCCAUUCAAGAGGGAAGAAGGAUCAUCCCCUCUUUUCAGCAAGAUCAAGUUCGAGAACUAGGGUGAAUUUUCAUGGCCCUACGAGGUCCGAGACUGGUAGUGCCCAUAGACCUGAAGAAGAAGCCAUGGGAGCAGAAGCUUCCUCUGCACAACCGGUGGCAUCCGGACAUACCCCCUGUCGCAGAGGUUACAGAAGCAGAGAUUUUCAGGGUAGAGAUGGUCGAUUUCAGCGGCGGAGGAAUCACUCAUGACUACUCCGCGCACGACAUCAAACAUGUCGAUCAAUCUGUUGUUCAUUAUCUCAGUGGACCAAUCAGAGUUUUGGACACAGAUGGUGUUCCAGCCAAGCCCGGUGAUCUUCUAGCAGUUGAAAUAUGCAACCUGGGGCCACUCCCUGGAGAUGAAUGGGGCUAUACAGCAACAUUUGACAGGGAAAAUGGGGGUGGUUUUUUGACUGACCACUUUCCCUGUGCAACCAAAGCUAUCUGGUAUUUCGAAGGAAUAUAUGCCUACUCCCCUCACAUACCAGGUGUACGCUUUCCUGGUUUAACUCACCCUGGAAUAAUUGGAACUGCACCUUCAAAGGAACUACUGGAUAUAUGGAAUGAAAGGGAGAGAGAACUAGAAGAAAAUGGUCCAGAGUCUCUGAAACUUUGUGAGGUUUUGCAUUCACGACCGCUGGCAAACCUGCCAACAACCAAAGGGUGCCUCCUGGGAAAGAUCCAAGGGGGAACUCCUGAAUGGGAAAGAAUUGCUAGGGAAGCUGCAAGAACAAUUCCGGGAAGAGAGAAUGGGGGAAAUUGUGACAUCAAAAAUCUUAGUAGUGGUUCAAAGAUAUACCUUCCAGUUUUUGUUGAUGGAGCUAACCUUAGUACUGGGGAUAUGCACUUUUCUCAAGGUGAUGGAGAAGUAUCAUUCUGUGGAGCAAUUGAGAUGAGUGGCUUUCUAGAGCUCAAAUGUGAAAUUAUAAGAGGGGGAAUGAAAGAGUACCUUACACCAAUGGGACCCACACCCCUCCAUGUAAACCCAAUAUUCGAGAUAGGCCCUAUUGAGCCAAGAUUCUCAGAAUGGUUAGUGUUUGAGGGCAUCAGCGUUGAUGAGAAUGGGAGGCAGCACUACCUUGAUGCAAGCAUUGCUUACAAGCGUGCAGUACUCAAUGCCAUUGACUACCUCUCCAAAUUUGGGUACUCCAAAGAACAGAUGUAUCUUCUACUAUCAUGCUGUCCCUGUGAAGGAAGGAUUUCAGGAAUAGUUGACUCCCCCAACGCUGUUGCCACCCUCGCAAUUCCAACAGCUAUCUUUGACCAGGAUGUUCGUCCAAAAACCAACAAAGUACCAAUUGGGCCGCGGAUAGUAAGAAAUCCAGAUGUCCUCAAAUGCACUUAUGAUGGAAGCUUGCCCAUUACAAAGAACCCAAGUGCCACAAAAUAACUAUUAUCAAGACAACUAAAUAGAAGAAGCAAAUAAGCAGGAUUACAUUUGUUUUCCUGAUGUAUGGUGUUAGCGUGUUGUGCUAUUUGUUUGUAUUAACACGUGCAAUGGAGUGGGGGUUCUGGUAGCUUGAUAUACAUUGUUUGCCUACCCCUAACAUUUCAAAAGUGCUCAAGAUUUUGAGACUAAGUGGUUACUUAACAACAUACACGCCUAAAAGUCAUUAUUCCUUAUAAUCGUAUUGCAAAAUUUAUAGAUGAAAA
Molecule: messenger RNA, 2264 nt
Organism: Malania oleifera
Lineage: Eukaryota; Viridiplantae; Streptophyta; Magnoliopsida; Santalales; Ximeniaceae
Exons: 7
Coding region: 643-2001 (452 amino acids)
Molecular function (GO): hydrolase activity, acting on carbon-nitrogen (but not peptide) bonds, in linear amides
Source: RefSeq, a predicted model, not a curated record